Suhomyces tanzawaensis NRRL Y-17324 is the source of this 1470-nucleotide messenger RNA. RefSeq lists its product as uncharacterized. Gene Ontology annotation, cellular component: U2-type catalytic step 1 spliceosome; Prp19 complex; U2-type catalytic step 2 spliceosome. The transcript has a single exon. Lineage: Eukaryota; Fungi; Ascomycota; Pichiomycetes; Serinales; Debaryomycetaceae. The record is from RefSeq and is a predicted model, not a curated record. Bases 346 to 1380 code for a protein of 344 amino acids. Gene Ontology annotation, molecular function: U6 snRNA binding; metal ion binding; pre-mRNA binding.
AUAGCUGGGGUUGCAUAAGUCAUGCCUGUUGCAAAGCAAAUGCUUGUCUGGUUCUACACUCACAAAAUGCCUUAUAAAAUGGACAGACUGAACUAAUCACUUACAAGUAGUAUACAUUGUGAAUUGCAGUAAUUGAGCAAUUUUGGAAUACAAAAACAACACACCCCCUUUUCCACGCUAAAUACACUCUUCUAUGUAUCCAUUCUCUCCGCACACCUCCCCUACGUGCUCUUCGUGUUUCUUCUUUUGCCACCAUCGUAAAUGGAAAUGGUUGCAUUUCCUGCAUACAGCUCGCGGUUUAUCAACUCAUAAAUUAAUCUCAUCGAGCUGUACUCCACCAUCUCCAUGAAGGCAUCCUCCAACAAGGCCUCGAGGCACGAUGUUGUCGCCUCCAUAGCUGUUCAGGCCACAUCCACAUCGGCACCUCCUGUUAAGAGAGAUCCCAUGGCAAGCCCAGCACGUGUCCAGGUAGAUCCUGACACUUUCCCCGAUGACAAGCCUGCCCAAACAGGCACGGUCUUCAACAUAUGGUACCUCAAGUGGUCUGGCGGAGGCGAGAGUUCGUCACUGAGAAGCUACACCAAGCUGAAGUUCCGCGUCAGUAUCGCCAAAGACGCAGGCUACACCACCGCAAAGAACAACCUGCCCAUAUGCUUGUUCUUUGCUCGAGGAUGCUGUUACCUAGGCAAAAAGUGCCUGUACCACCACCGUUUGCCCAGAGAUACCGACUACAUCAUGCCCACCCAGGACUGCUUCGGCAGAGACAAGACAGCCGAGUACAGAGACGAUAUGGACGGAGUAGGCUCGUUCAACACCACCAACAGAACCUUAUAUGUGGGAGGAUUGCACAUGAGCGACUCGAUCGAAAACACCCUCACAAAGCAUUUCCAGGAGUUUGGUUCCAUAGAGAAGAUCCGAGCGUUGUACGGCAAAUCGUGUGCAUUUGUUACUUUCCGGUUGGAGUCCGAGGCCCAGUUUGCCAAGGAGGCCAUGCAGAACCAGUCCCUCGAUGGCAAGGAAGUUUUGAACAUACGGUGGGCCAACGAGGAUCCGAACCCUGUGGCCCAAUUGCAAGAAAAGGCCAGAAUGGAGGAAAUAGCCAUGAGCACCGUCAAAAACUUGCUAGCACAAAUCGAUGAACCUGCUCCAAAGAAGCAAAAGGUCACCGUGGAGGAACCGGAAGAGCAAGUAGAAGAGAAGAAUACUUCAGAAACGAAAGCCAUAGAAUUCGCCCCACAAAUUCCCCACGCGAAAGGCAUCAGUUUCAGCCUGAACUCGUUGUCAACUUUGGCCAAGUUGAAAGCGAAGAAGGAAAAGGAAAAGACGGUCCAGAGCACCACUUUGAUAGCAGGGUAUUCAAGCGAUGAGGAGGAAGACUAGCUAAUGAUUAUGAAAUGAAGAAGGUGUCCUUGGUGUCACAAUAGAGGUAAUUGUAUCCAAUUUCAUUUAAAUGAAAUAAUCACAUCAUAG